Messenger RNA from Condylostylus longicornis, 3922 nucleotides. RefSeq lists its product as uncharacterized. NCBI's taxonomy places the organism in Eukaryota, Metazoa, Arthropoda, Insecta, Diptera, Dolichopodidae. The transcript has 4 exons. Bases 14 to 3922 code for a protein of 1302 amino acids. The record is from RefSeq and is a predicted model, not a curated record.
AAUUUAACUUAAAAUGCCAGAGAUGAAAUUGAGACAAUAUGUGGGUAAACGUAAAAAAUCUACUAAUGUAAAACAGGAUAAAGACACCAAAACAAGGAAGGAUAAGUUAAAAACAAUUGUGGAAACUAAAAAGUUUCGAAAUCAUAAUGAUGCUGAAGAUGAUAGCCUGAUAAUGAUUGUAAAAAAUAAGACGUUAGACGAUAGCAUUUGGAAAGAUUCUUUUGAUCGUUUCAUAGAUACAAGAAGUCCAUUAAGGAAAAAUAAUAUCAUUAAGAAAAAUGUAAGAUUAUCUUACAAUUUAGAUAGUAGUGUAAAUAAUUCAAAUGAAUCAUCUGAUAAAAUUAAUGUUGACCCAAAUUCAAAUACAAAACGAAAUCAAAACGAUAGCAAUUCAUUUUUAAAUAAGACACCAAUUUUUAAAAGGAAAUCAUUUUUAAAACGAUUUGACGAUAUUAUGAAUAAGAAUAAUAGGGGAAAUAGGAACAGAUUAAUUAAUCAUGUUAAAAAAUCAACAAUAUCUUCAACACCAUUAAAUAAUAAAAUGGGCAGACAAUGUAAUAAAAGACGAAAUUUGAGAUCAACUAAAACACAAUUAAAUAAAAAUGAUUCAUUAUUUAUGCAUACGAUUUCACCAAUUCAAAAAGAAGAUUCACCAUCACUCCAAUAUGAUGAAUUAUUACUUAAAACAAUUACAAGUAGUGAGAAGAAACGAAUUUGGAAAAAUGAUUUUAGAAUAGAUUUAUCAGAAUUAAAUAAAAGAAGAAGUAAAGCAAAACGAUCUAUUUUGAAUGUGAUAGGAAAUGAAGAAGAUAAAAACAACGAAAAAUCAAAUAAAAGGAAUAUUCAAAAACAAAUAUCAAAUGAAGAAAAUCAUAUUGAAAAUUUAGGUGAAAUCUCUGUAGAUAACUGUGAUAAGCUUCUAAGACAUUGUGAUUUUGAUAAGGCAACAAAAAAAGUUAACAAUAAUUUACCUAAUAAAUCUAAACCCAAUUCUUAUAAAUGUACGAAUAAAUCAGUAACAAAUUUGAAUGGUGUCCAAAUUUCAUUAAUUAGCCUGAACGACACAGAGGAAAAUGUAGAAAAAUCUCUAAGGUCUUUAAAUGAAAGUGCAAAUGCUACCGCUAGAAAAGAAGUAGAAUUUGUUUUAGAAAAAUCCUUAACUAAAAUAGGAAAAACUGUAUGGGAAUUUGAAGAUCAUUGCAAUAAUCUAUCUAUUUUAGAAGACUUAAACUCAGACCAAAAUAAUGAAUUAAUAAGCCAAAGUUUACAAAUAAUUGAACAUACUUAUAAUUCAAUUUUAGAAAAUGCUGAAAUACCGACAGCAGAUAUUUGUGAAAAAUUCAAUAGUAUAGAAAAAAGUUUAGAUAACUUAAUAUCCAACAGUCAAAAUAGCAAUUCACAAUUAAAUUCAAUACAAACUACUGAGGAAAACCUAUCUAAUCCUGAUAAAGUCGUAAACUCAUUCGAUAAUUUUAAAAUUUCAGAUGAUAUUGCAAUUGAUAAGAAUUCAAAUACUGAAUCAAAUAAAAGAAAUGUUAACGUUUUUGAAAACAAUGUAUUUAUAAAUAAGUUGAAAUUUUUACAAAAUUGCCUUGCAAUUAAUAAUGAAGUAAGAAGAAGAAGUCUUCCUGUAGAGAAAAUAAAAAAUGUGAAUGGGCUAGCUCGAAGUAAUUCAACUAAUACAAUUAGGAAUGCUAAUUUUAUUGGAGAAAGCUCAAAUUUUUUAAAAGGAAGUGAAAAUAUGGAAAAAAACUCUACAAAAGAUUCUGUUACUCAAUAUAAUAGAAGUUUGCCUACUCCGUUGACAAAUAAUUUUCUUCCAUUGAGAAAAUCUUUAAUUUGCUCUGCAACUUUUUUUAAUAGUAAUGAAAUUGCUUCAACAGGAAGCUCAUAUGAAAAUAGUGCACGAGACUCAACAUCGGCUUGUGUGAAUGUAAAUAAAUCAAAUGAAGUUCCAGGCGAUCCUGGCCCAACAUCUGAUGUCAUAAUGAGUGUUGCUGAUAAUAUUUCGGAAGAUCAGCAGGUAGAAAAAUUUGCGAAUGAAAUUGAGUUACAUUUGAUGCCAUCAAAAAGUAUAACGAAUUUAAAUUCAAAUCAUGAAUGUAAUAGACCUGUAAUAAUUCAGAACAUUCAAAUCGUACCCCCUCAAAUAACUUCGUCCACCUCUGCAAAUGUGAGUGCAACAGAAAACUCUUAUGACACAAAGUAUGACGAAAGAAGAAUUGAAACGAGGCGACAUAAUUCCAAUAAAAAGCGGAAUAUAUCAAAAUUCGAUAAUGAAAUGUUAAAUUCUCUGCCAGAUGAUAAAGGUGUGGAAAAUAUUUCGAUAGAUGACAAAAAUAUAUCCAAACUUUCAGCUUCUACAAGUAGCAUUAACAGAUCUUUAAAAACAAAGAAAAAACAAUCGUCAGUUUCAAAUAAAAAAUUAUUACGAUCGCGCUCAUUGAAUGUUGAAAAAAUUAAGAAAAGCUGUGUCAAAAGAACGACUAGCAAUAUUGCAGAGCUCUAUUCUAAUAAACGAAAAUCUCAAUAUAAUGUGCAAAUUCAAGGCGAAAAUAAAAAAUUAGUUUUAGACGAUACAAACCAUAAGAAAUUAUUUAAUUCAAAAAAUUUAGAUGAUAGAAAAUUGGGAACUCAAAAUGAAGGACGUAAAAAUUCAAAAUUUAUUGGACCAGCCCAAAACAAUGAAAAGUCUGAUGUAAACGAAAAACGCGCUCCAAGACAAAAAUUUUCUUUAAAAAAUAAUGCAAAAAUGAAUCAAAAAUCUGAUCUUAUACAAUCGAAAGAAAGAAGUUCAAUAAUGGAUAUAGUUUCGGAACCGGAAGAAGAAUCCAAAAACCAAUCUCUCGGGGAGACAUCGUUCAAUAUUGUGGAAAAUGUAGCACAAAGCGGAAAAAUCCAAAUUGUGGUGGGAGAUGAAAAAUUACAAAAUUCAGAUGAAAGCUUUUGUAAGCCGGAAUCGAAAAUUCGAAAUAAGGAAAAGAAUACAAAAACAAUUGAGACAGCGCCACCUAAUGAAGCACAACACCAAAAUCAAAAACCAACACCAAAUCAAGAAGAAGAAAGUUCAAUAAUUGAUUUGACCACAGAAUGCAACGCAAAAAUAACGAAUUCAAAAAAUUCUCUUAACAACUUAAAUCAAAAUAGAAAAUCUUUUGGAAAAAAUGUCCGAAUGACAAGAUUAAGAGCCCGUUCAUUAAAAAAUCAUAAUAUGAGAAGAAAAUCUAUUUGUAGAACCCCACGUAUUUCAAAAGUCGGAAAUAACAGUCGAAAAACCUUUAGUCUUAUAGAAAAUCAAAAAGAAAAUAACUUACAACCUUUAGAUAAGAUGAACAAUCCAAUAUCAGCCAAUUUGCAUAAUUUAGAUAAAAGUUUAUCUAAUGUAAAAUCACAAAACAAAAAGAAGAUAAAACCUUCAGAAGUAGAUAAAAAUGAAAAGAGAUCUAAUAUUCAUGAAAGGCGAAAUUCAAGGCAGAAAAAAUAUUCUAUUGGAAAUACUAACCAAGAAACGGGUUCACAAAAAAAUUUGAAUAAUGAAUCUAUGAACAUAUCAGAUCAAAAUAGGAAGUCAUUGAGAAAAAAUAUUCGGACAACAAGAUUAAAAUUACGUUCUUUAAAAGUUGAUAAUUCGAAAGAAGAGUCUCCCAGCAAACCGGCGUGCGACACCUCAAAAUUUAAGACUAAUAAAAUUAAAACUAAAAAUUAUGUAGAAAUCACAAAAGUACAAAAUGUUUCAGAUGAAUUAAUAGCAGAAAAAUUAAAUGAAAAUCGAGAAAAAUCCAUGCAUUAUAAUGAAACAAUUGUUUAUGUUAGUCCUGAAGUUCUUCAAUAUCGCAAAGUAAGACAUAGAAGUUUAAAAUUACGAAAAUGUUUAGCUAAUUCAAAAGUCCGAUCCUUAGACAAAGUGAAAAGAUACUCCUAG